AUGAUGAUUGUCUGUUACACAAUGUCGCCAGCUUACCUUUUCUUCAGAAAACUGCGUCGAGACUAUCCUUCACAGAUCCUCCUUAACCUCGCUUCGGCCCUGCUGGGGUUGAACUUGGCAUUCCUGCUCAACUCGUGGCUCUCCUCGUGGGGAGUGGAGGGACUCUGUGUUGCUGCCGCCGCCACGCUUCACUACUUUCUCCUGGCGUCCUUCACCUGGAUGGGACUGGAGGGCGUCAACAUGUACUUCGCCCUAGUCAAGGUCUUCAACGUCUAUGUGCCUUCAUACAUGUGCAAGUUUUGCGCAGUGGGAUGGGGAAUCCCACUGGUGAUUUGUGUGCUGGCACUCAUCGUGAACAAAGAGGCUUACGGUGUUCUUCAGUCCACUGACACUCAGAGCAAAUUGGAGUCUCUAGACAACACUGACAACUUCUGCUGGGUACAAGAUGACGUGACAUUCUACGUGUCUGUAGUCACCUACGCCGUGUUGGUGUUCCUCUUUAAUAUUGCUGUUUUUGUGGUGGUUCUGAUUCAGAUUCGCCACAUGAAGGCCAACAAUCCCGUUGGGACCCGUGGGGGACUGAUGCAUGACCUAAAGGGAGUCGCAACUCUGACUUUGCUACUUGGACUCACCUGGACCAUUGGAUUUUUCACAUGGGGACCAGCCCGGGUAGUCCUGCUAUACAUUUUCUCUCUAGUCAACAGUCUGCAAGGGAUUUUCAUCUUUGUCUUUCAUUGUAUAAUGAAAGAAAAGGUACGAAGACAAUGGAGGGUCCACCUGUGUUGUGGCAAACUUCGACUGGACGAUUACUCUGAAUGGAGCCACUCGGUGUCCGUCGCCGAACCGAAGCCGUGCCCCCGGAAUACGGGCGCUCCAUCGGUGAGGUCUCUGGAGUCAAACUCCACCGAAAGUACAUCAGCCUCCCCAGGGUCCAGCCGCAGGGGCUCAACCUACAAGAGGCCUGACCUGGGGCUUUUUGUGAAGUUGCUGGUUCUCCCCUGUGCCCAGUCAACCUAUCCAAAAGAUCAGCCAAAGUCCUCCACAACAAAUGAAACUGGACACAGACAUUAAUCAUUACUCAUCCUGGGUAAUCAUAUCAUGCAUCCCUAUUUUUCUUUCUUUCUGCUAAGUGCCACAGAAGAGCUUUGGUUUAUGAACACAUGAGCAUCAGGACCAGGGAGGAGUCGGUUGCCAAGCAACUGGCAAAAUGACAUUGAGCCUAUUAAGCUUGGAAGCACAGUUGUAAUGCAAACCCUCAAUUUAACAUUGGAUAUGUAUUUGAAUGUUUUCCUCCCCUUUAUUUUCUCUCAUGAUUUGUUUUCUUUAGUUAUUUUUGAUUCAAGUUUUGUUCCCAAGUCAAUGCUGUUACCCAUUAUUUGGUACUAUUUAAGCCAAUCAUGUCAACAUUUUGCUGGAAAAAAAACAGGGCAAAGCAAAGGCUCAUACUGUUUUUUCAGUUAAUUUAAGGCAGUCGCAAGCAAGAGUGAUUAUGAUGUAACAUCUUUGAAAUAAAUUUCUGCAUAAUAAAGCAAUGAAAUAAAUUUUAACACUAUAUUUAUAUAGGACAACUUUUUUCUACCAAC
This is a messenger RNA of Corythoichthys intestinalis (scribbled pipefish), 1583 nucleotides long. Its product is annotated as adhesion G-protein coupled receptor G6-like. NCBI's taxonomy places the organism in Eukaryota, Metazoa, Chordata, Actinopteri, Syngnathiformes, Syngnathidae. Gene Ontology annotation, biological process: cell surface receptor signaling pathway; adenylate cyclase-activating G protein-coupled receptor signaling pathway. Gene Ontology annotation, cellular component: plasma membrane. Gene Ontology annotation, molecular function: G protein-coupled receptor activity. The record is from RefSeq and is a predicted model, not a curated record. The transcript has 7 exons. Bases 1 to 1071 code for a protein of 356 amino acids.